AUGAGCACCACCGAAGCCACAACCAAUCAUGUCACCUCGGCCAACAAGCCGGUGCUCAAUGGUGUGAUCAAUACGCGCCAGAGCGAAGACGUAAAGCCCGCGGCUCCCGUAUUGCCAACGCCCGCCCAAGCCGCGGCGCGAGCACCGUCGACCACAUUCUUACGCCUGUCGGCCGGCACGAUUUAUUUCUUCUUCGGCUUCUUGAAGUUCUUCCCCGACCUGAGCCCGGCCGAGUUGUUGGCCAGCCAGGCGGUGAUGCGACUGACCUUGGGCAUUCUCGAUGCUCAGACGGCGCUGUUCAUGCUGGCGAUCAUGGAGACGGCCAUCGGGAUCUGCUUCCUGUUCAACUUGUUUCCCAAGGGCUUGUUUCUGGUUUUCAUUUUCCACCAGGCCAGCACAUUCACACCGCUGUUUAUGUUCCCAGAGAUUUGCUUCAAGUUUGUCCCCUUCGCUCCGACGAUGGAGGGGCAGUACAUCUUGAAGAACCUCAUUUCUGUCGCCGCGGGAUGGACGAUAUUGUUGCCGGCCAUGAAGGCUAGUUGGGCGAAGUGGUUUCAAGAACGUACAAUCAAGAGUUAUCGCACCCAUUUCAUCGCCGUUGCCAUCGCCCUGGGCUUGGGCACCGGUAUCAGCGUGACCUAUGCGAAGUAUCGCGGCACCGAGUUGAGCCGUGUGCCAGCUCGCCCUACCGAUAUUGCUCCCGAAGUUGAAGGGCACGACACGUACGCCACGCCCUUCUACUCACAGCCGACGACCGACGAGUUAAUACUCUACCCGACCGUCGACAAAGGGAUGCGAACCCCCUUCGACUUGUGGCGGUACUACGGGCGUGGGGCCUCUUCGUUCAGUUCGCCCAUGAUGCCGAUGCGGUUCGAGCAAUGGCUCUCGUUCCACCGCAAUCAAAAGCCGCAACUGAUGAAAGACGUGCGGGCCUACAUGAACGGCCGCUUCAACUUCUCGGGCGAGGCCAUCGAGGAGCAAACCAUGUCGGGCGGCAAGCCCAUCAUGAAAGGCCCCGUGGCCCGACUGCCCGACGGCAUCGAAUCAUUUGAAGAACUAGCCAAGCUCAGCCCCGAGGAAAUUCGGGAACAGGACAUCUUCCCCUACAAGCCGCUGGCCCAUCCGCUGCAGACCACGGCCCACAUGGUGUUCCCCGAUCAAUGGGUGGCCGUGCAUCCCGAGCACAAGCGAAUCGACGUGGAUAUGGACUUCCCCACGGCAUACCUGCCCGAGUUCCCGCCACCGUUGUUCCUCACCACGCACAAAGAACUGGGCGACGUGACCAACGGUCAGGAAGUGACCCUCGACAAUUUCUUCCCCAUCUUCGACGGGCUGCUUACGCCCGAGCAGAUGGAAGGUUUGAAGGAGCUUCUGCGUCCCUCGCCCACCACGUGGUUCAACCACACCGAUCAUCGCGUGACCGAGAAGGCUUCCAAGGGCGUGGCCUGCAUGGACUGCCAUGUCAACGGUCACACCAACGGCGCCUUCGAGCUGGCUCCCGACUCUCGGCCGCACAUGGCACGGCUUCGCGUUGACACGCCCACAAUGCGGGGCAACUUCAACCUGAUGCAGCUUUCGUCGAAACGUUCGGUGCGUAGCUUGGAUCACUUCUCGGAAAUCGAAGAGUACUUCGAUGGCGACCCCGGCAUGCAACAGGCCAUUGGUCCUCGCGCGGUGAAGCGUGAAGUGAGCAACCGCAUGGCCGACUUCAACGCGAUUAUCGACAACCCGCCGGCCCCCAAGCUCGACCCGUUGAUGCGACUGAUUCCUUCGAAGUCCACCGAGUCGGAACUUCGCGGCGAAGCCCUGUUCCACGGCAAGGCCCAAUGUGCCAAGUGCCACUAUGGGGCCGCCUUCACCGACGACAGUAUGUACGACCUGAUGGUCGAACGGUUUUAUGUGGGGCGCCCGGAAGGGCCCAUCAAGACAUUCCCACUGCGGGGCAUCAAAGACAGCCCACCGUACUUUCACGACGGUCGCUGUCCCACCCUGCACGAUACAGUCGAGUUCUUCAACAUCGUGUUGCAGCUCAACCUGAAUAAACAAGAGAAAGAGGACCUGGUGGCCUACAUGCUGUGCUUGUAA
This is a messenger RNA of Cladocopium goreaui, 2085 nucleotides long. The record is from the annotation of a GenBank genome assembly. NCBI's taxonomy places the organism in Eukaryota, Dinophyceae, Suessiales, Symbiodiniaceae.